This is a messenger RNA of Oncorhynchus keta (chum salmon), 678 nucleotides long. RefSeq names its product SH3 and multiple ankyrin repeat domains protein 2-like. Gene Ontology annotation, molecular function: ionotropic glutamate receptor binding; synaptic receptor adaptor activity. Lineage: Eukaryota; Metazoa; Chordata; Actinopteri; Salmoniformes; Salmonidae. Gene Ontology annotation, cellular component: postsynaptic density; postsynaptic membrane; dendritic spine. The transcript is spliced from 3 exons. The record is from RefSeq and is a predicted model, not a curated record. The coding region runs from base 215 to 610 and encodes 131 amino acids.
GACCCUGGCGGUUCAGCUAGAGGGCAGUUCAGAGCUGAUUAAAGUUCUGAGGAGUGGAGGAGCUCACCUGGACUUCAGGACUAGAGACGGAAUCACAGCGCUGCACAGAGCUGUUCUCUCUAGGAACCACACAGCACUCACAACUGUGUUGGACCUGGGUGCGUCUCCAGACUAUAGGGACAGUCGUGGGUUAACUCCGUUGUACCACUGUGCCAUGGUGGGGGGAGACCCGUACUGCUGUGAACUGCUGCUGCAUGAACACGCUGUCAUAGGCAGCACCGACGAGAAUGGCUGGCAGGAGAUCCACCAGGCAUGUCGUCAUGGGAACGUGCAGCACCUGGAACAUCUGCUGUUUUACGGAGCCGAUAUGAGCUCUCAGAAUGCCUCAGGGAACACUGCCCUGCACCUGUGUGGUCUAUACAACCAGGUAACACUACACCUGUGUGGUCUAUACAACCAGGUAACACUACACCUGUGUGGUCUAUACAACCAGGUAACACUACACCUGUGUGGUCUAUACAACCAGGUAACAUUACACCUGUGUGGUCUAUACAACCAGGUAACACUACACCUGUGGUCUAUACAACCAGGUAACACUACACCUGUGUAGUCUAUACAACCAGGUAACACUACACCUGUGUGGUCUAUACAACCAGGUAACACUACACCUGUGUAGUC